Molecule: messenger RNA, 1493 nt
Organism: Cricetulus griseus (Chinese hamster)
Lineage: Eukaryota; Metazoa; Chordata; Mammalia; Rodentia; Cricetidae
Source: RefSeq, a predicted model, not a curated record
ACUACAAAGCAAUUGGCAAAAUAGGAGAGGGAACGUUUUCUGAAGUUAUGAAGAUGCAGAGCCUGAGAGAUGGGAACUACUAUGCAUGUAAACAAAUGAAACAGCACUUUGAAAGUAUUGAGCAAGUGAACAACCUACGAGAGAUACAAGCACUGAGACGCCUGAACCCACACCCAAACAUUGUUACGUUGCAUGAAGUGGUUUUUGACCGAAAAUCUGGUUCUCUUGCACUAAUGUGUGAACUUAUGGACAUGAAUAUUUAUGAGCUAAUACGAGGGAGAAGACAUCCAUUAUCAGAGAAAAAGAUCAUGCAUUACAUGUACCAGUUAUGCAAAUCGCUCGACCACAUGCACAGAAACGGGAUAUUUCACAGAGAUGUAAAACCAGAAAAUAUACUAGUAAAGCAGGAUGUCCUGAAACUAGGGGAUUUUGGGUCGUGCCGGAGUGUCUAUUCCAAGCAGCCCUACACAGAGUAUAUCUCCACUCGGUGGUACCGGGCCCCAGAGUGUCUUCUCACCGAUGGGUUCUACACGUACAAGAUGGACCUGUGGAGCGCUGGCUGUGUGUUCUACGAGAUUGCCAGCCUGCAGCCCCUCUUCCCUGGUGUGAACGAACUGGACCAGAUCUCAAAAAUCCAUGACGUCAUUGGCACACCUUGUCAGAAGACCCUCACCAAGUUCAAACAGUCGAGAGCUAUGAGUUUUGAUUUUCCUUUUAAAAAGGGAUCAGGAAUACCUCUACUGACAACCAAUUUGUCCCCGCAAUGCCUCUCCCUCCUGCAUGCAAUGGUGGCCUAUGACCCUGAUGACCGAAUCGCGGCUCACCAAGCCCUUCAGCACCCCUAUUUCCAGGUGCAGAGGGCAGCUGAGACACAGACUGUAGCCAACAGAAGAGCUUUCUUCCCCAAGUACCCCACGGUGCCAGAGUUACCCAGGCACAACUGGCCGUUCUCCAAGGAGUGCAGAAAGCAGCAGCCCCUGAGACAAGAGGAGGGCCAUGCCAGAAAACAAGGGCCGUCCAGCUUGAUGGAGCUGCCCAAACUGAGGCUGUCCGGAGUGGCCAGACUGUCGUCAUGUUCCAGCCCCACGCUGCGGUCAGUGUUGGGCAGUGGAGCAAAUGGAAGAGUCCCUGUGUUGAGACCCUUGAAGUGUGCUGGGGUCCACAAGAAGACAGACACGCAGAAGGACAUCAAACCUCACCUGAAACAGUAUCACCUGCCCACGAUCAACAGGAAAGGGGGCGAAUACUGAACAGCACACCAUCUGGUCACCCUCUUGGAAAGCGAGGGCAGGCGCCAUGGGCAGGCUUAGGACUCUGCAGCUGAGAGUGGAUGGGGCACAGCAUGACGUGUGCUGGUGGUCGUCACCAUGCUUGGUGGCCCAGGACAGCUGCCUAGCGGUCCUCUGUACCCAUAGCCUGGAGCCGCGUGUGUUUACAACCCCAAAGCAGCUGUACUGAAUGUUCCAGUUUAAUAUAUUUGUAAAACCACCUCA